AUGGCAAACAUCACGCGCCCUAACAAUUUUGGAGAAGUUGUACCAGGCAUUUACAGAUCGGCAUUUCCACAUGUGGGUCUCCACAAAACUCAUCUAAAGGGAAUAAAAACUAUUAUUAAAUUAGUCAAAACUCCAUAUAAUGAGGCCGAAAACGAAUUUAUUCAAGUCAAUGGAAUAAACGUCUACUUAUUGGCCUUAAAGCCCAACAAGGACUCGAACGAGACGAACGAAUGCAGCGAGGAUAUCAAUAUGGUCAUGAAAAUUCUCCUUGAUAGGAAAAACCACCCUAUUCUGAUUCAUUGCAACCACGGGAAGCACCGCACAGGGUGCGUUGUCGGCUGUUUCAGAAGACUUCAAGGAUGGAAACUGGAGAACAUCCUAGAAGAAUACCGGAUGUAUGCUGGUACCAAGUUUAGACUAUUGGACGAAGAAUUCAUUGAGAGAUACGAACCAGGACAAAUCAGGCAGAUAAACUCAGCUUUUCGACCAUUUUGA
Molecule: messenger RNA, 495 nt
Organism: Penicillium vulpinum
Lineage: Eukaryota; Fungi; Ascomycota; Eurotiomycetes; Eurotiales; Aspergillaceae
Gene: yphA
Product: tyrosine phosphatase family protein
Exons: 3
Coding region: 1-495 (164 amino acids)
Biological process (GO): protein dephosphorylation
Cellular component (GO): cytoplasm
Molecular function (GO): inositol diphosphate tetrakisphosphate diphosphatase activity; phosphatase activity
Source: RefSeq, a predicted model, not a curated record